UUGUGGUAGGGGCGGGAGGAACAAUGCAAACGGAACAGAGGGAUGGGAACUUAAGGCGGGGCGAGAGCGCCGACUGGUGAGCUGUCGUCAGUGAGGGAAGCCGGGGGAGAGUGCGCGAGUGUAGGGCAAGAAGAGAGAAAGCAGAUAGGUUCGGGAAUGUUAACCGGCGGUGCACGGGCGGGCGCUAGGACCGGGCAUCGGAAAGAUGCAGCUUUGGGGCCGCCUGUGCCUGCGCUUGCCUGGCGGUGACGCGGCAGCGGCGGAGGUCUCGGGCCGGGACGCAGCGCCGCAGGGAGAGGAGACCUGACUGCUCUCUUAGGCCUCGACUCGCCUCUCUCUGCGCGGUCCCUGGCUUCCCUUCCCUCCUCCUGCCUGGGGGUCCUGCUCCGGUCCAGGGGUGUCCAACCUCUCCUCGAGCCCCAUGGCAACUCCCCAGCCCCACCUCGCACUCUUGCGCACCCCUGCGCGCCGGGGCCGGAUGGUGCUGGCCGUGGGGAGCCCCGGCCGCUCAUUGGCUGAUGCGUGCUCGGGGCGGGGCGGGUGGGAGAUGCCCGACCUCGGCGCUGCUCUGGGUGUUUCCCGCCAUGUCGUUCGUGGAGAGCGCGAAGCGCUCCUCUCUGCUGCGCCGUCGUCGCGGUACCCCUGUCCCUUUCGCUCGGCCGAGGUUAUCCGCCUUCACUCAAGGGGACAGUUGGGGUGAAGGUGAAGUCGACGACGAGGAGGGAUACGACCAAGUAGCCCGCGACCUGCGGGCGGAAUUGUCUGCGGGGGCGUUGUCGGAGCCUCGAAAGGGCGCGCUGCUCCCGCCGGAGCCGGACGGGUCUCCGGUUCUGCCCGAUAAACGCAACGGCUUCUUCUCGGCGGAGGCGCGCGGCCAAGCCCAGGCUCGGCGGUGGCCGGUCCAGGUCCUCUCAAUUCUCUGUUCGCUGCUGUUCGCCGUCCUCCUCGCUUUCCUUCUCGCCAUCGCCUACCUGGUCGUAAAAGAGUUACAUGCUGAGAAUUUGAAGAAUGAAGAUGUAGACACGGGACUAUUAGGAUUCUGGACUCUACUUAUAAUAUCCCUAACUGCUGGGUUCUCCUGCUGCAGCUUUUCUUGGACAGUGACUUACUUUGAUUCUUUUGAGCCAGGAAUGUUUCCUCCUACUCCUCUUUCACCUGCCAGGUUCAAGAAACUUACUGGACAUUCUUUCCACAUGGGCUAUAGCAUGGCAAUUUUGAACGGCAUUGUAGCUGCUCUUACUGUUGCAUGGUGCCUCAUGUAAACCUACACUGAAACAAUAUUCUUGGCAAAGCUUAGUCAUGAGUGCUUUGUAGUACCAGGGAAGAACAUCAUUGCCUACUCAGAAGACCAAGAAACCUGCUGUUCGUUAUGUGAUUCAGAUGUCUGCCAUAUCAUCAUGGAGGACCUUAAGCACUGUUCUACAACCUAGGCACUGGGUUAUCUGAAUAUUAAGUUUCAAGUAGUUUCUUAAAAUUGUAAGAUGUUUACCUUA
Eptesicus fuscus (big brown bat) is the source of this 1493-nucleotide messenger RNA. It is a transcript of the gene ARL6IP6, whose product is annotated as ADP ribosylation factor like GTPase 6 interacting protein 6. NCBI's taxonomy places the organism in Eukaryota, Metazoa, Chordata, Mammalia, Chiroptera, Vespertilionidae. The coding region runs from base 519 to 1262 and encodes 247 amino acids. The record is from RefSeq and is a predicted model, not a curated record. The transcript is spliced from 4 exons.